AUGAGGCAGAGCCGCAGAGACAGUGCGGCUCUGUCUCGUCUCCGUCGUCGGAGCAGCAUCUCUUACCAGUGUCCCUCUUCACUGUCUAUUGUCUCCUUAGGGGCCCAAGGGGGCCCCUCAAGCCUCUCCAGUGGUGUUAGCAGCAGUAACUGCACGUCUAGCAAUGGGGCUGUUGCAUGCGCCCGCUGUCUCAGCCGCCGGGUUGCUGACCCGGGGGUCUCUAAUACCAAUUUAAUUAGAAGUAUUUCUUCAAGAUCUCGUGUUGCCUUUCAUUCUAAAGAACAACCAAACAGCUGUCCUGCUGAGGCCCCACACUGGACAGAACGCAGCAGCAGCAGCACCAGCGGCAGCAGUAGCAGCAGCAGCAGCACCAGCGGCAGCACUAGCAGCAGCAGCAGCAGCAGCGGCAGCAGUUGUGCGCUCCCGCACUGCCUCAAAAUGUCGACCCGGGGCCCCCUUCGUCGAGUGUCUCCUCCAGGCCCGUGGGGGCUUUCAUUGCUUGUGGGGCUGUGGCUCGCACUAUGCGGCUUCAGAGGAGAGUAUGCAUAUGCGGAGGAGACAGCAGCAGCUGCAGAGAGAGCAGCAGCAGCAACUACUGCUGCGGGGACUGACUGUCCCCUCAUGGACUCCAGCUGUCUCCUCAACUACACUGUCGCAGCCCCUGACUACUUCUACCGAAGGCGUCUAGAGGCUCCCGCUUCCCCAAUAGCCAUUCGGGAGCCCUCCGACCAGCAGCAACAAGAACAGCAGCACCAGCAGCAGCAGCAACAGCAGCCGCAGCAGCAGUCUAAUCCGUUAUUAAGUGAGUCAGAGGUGUUUGAGUUUGCGGUGCGUCGACUGCAAGGAAUGGGGUCUUUGUUUGCUUCACCUCGUCCGGGGUCUUCUGGGGGUCCUUCAUCUUCUUUAGGGGAAGGGGGAGGUGUGGGGCGUCGCCGAUCCCAGCAGCAACAGUCUUCUUCUUCUUCGUCUUCUUCUUCUUCUUCUUCUGCUUCUUCAUCUCUACCUCUUGAAUUAGGAGAUCCAUUAGAAGGAGCAUCAGGAGGGGGUAGUGUUGGUGGUGGUUCUCGUCCUUUAUUAGAGAGUAAUGGGUUGAUAUGUGAAGAUGAUGAAAGAGUAGAGGACUUUGGAGUGAAGUGUCGUCUGAUUGCACGAUCUUUAGGGGGUCGUUUAGGGUGUGAGAAGAGAUUAAUAGAUAUAUCACCAGACGGAAGAUUACCUGCAAAUAUCCCUGUGUUUAGCAGAGUAGCAGAUGCUUGUCCUAUGACAUGUGGCGUCACAUGUGGGGGCCCCGGCAUUGAACGUAGAAAAAGAGAAGUCCGCAGCAGAGCUAAACAAGGGGGGGCCCCCUGCCCUAAGCUUGAGGAAGUAAUGCUUGCGUCGAUGUGUAGGUCUGAAGUUCCUCUGUCCCCUUGUGUCUUUAUUUUUCUGUCUCUGUCUCCUUUUGUCUUCACAGGAGACAAGACAAGGCUGCAACGCAGACGUACCCUGCCCCAGCCACUGUCAAGUGGGCCAAUGGACCGAGUGGUCCGCCUGCUCCCACCCUUGUGGGCCUGGAGUCAGCAAGAGAGAAAGACCAGUGCUGCAGGAACCAGACACAGAAGGCAAGCUUCUGCUGCUGCUGCUACUGCUGCUGUUCCUGCUGCUGAAGUUUCUGCUCUUGCUGCUGCUGCUGCUACUGCUGCUGUUCCUGCGGCUGAAGGUGCUGCUAUUGCUGCUGCUAGUGCAUCUGCUGCGGCUGAGAGUGCUGCUACUGCUGCUGCUGCGGAUGAGGGUGCUGCUGCUGCUGCUGCUGCUCCGGCUGAGGGUCAAGAGUGCCCCGAACUGCAGCAGGAGCGCCGCUGCUACCUGAGUGCAUGCGCCUCUGAUUGCAUAGUGAGCGAGUGGACAGAAUGGUCUGCAUGCGGGGCUUCUUGCGGAGGGGGUCAGCAGACAAGACAGCGAAGUGUGUUGUCUCCUCCUGUAGAAGAUGGGGCUGCAUGCCCUCAGCUAUUGGAGACACGAGAAUGUAACACCUUCUCUUGUGAUGGUGGCUGUCAUGUGGGGGAGUGGGGGGAAUGGACGGAGUGCAGCAAACCGUGUGAAGGCGGCAGCAAGACAAGAACAAGAACAGUGCGUGCUCUAGAAGCAGAUACAGACUGUCCCCCGAGCACUCAGACAGCUCCUUGCAAUCUUCAUGACUGCGCUAUUGACUGCGUAGCGUCGGAGUGGAGCCUAUGGACAGCCUGCGAUGUACCCUGCGGUAUUGGGAGCCAAAGGAGACUGCGAGAAGUGCUGCAGGCCCCCAAGGGUGCAGGAGAGAUGUGCCCGCCUCUUGAUCAACUCCGGCCUUGUGAUAAGGGGCCCUGCAAAGUUGACUGUCUCCUUAGUGAUUGGUCAACCUGGAGUGAAUGCUCCCAUCCUUGUGGCCUUGGGGAACAACGCAGAAGCCGUUACGUAAUAGAGGCCCCAUCGGAGACAGGCAAAUCUUGUGGUGCGCUAGAGGAAACAAAACCCUGUGGAGGGCAUUGCCCACCCAAGUGUAUUCUCAGUGACUGGACUGAGUGGGCCUCCUGCAGUGCUCUGUGUCAGCAGGUUGGUGCGACCAACCCCACAACAACGCGUAGUCGUGUGGUGUUGCUGGAGGCCCCUGACUGCCCGAGUGCUUCUAAUUUAACUGAGUCUCUCCUUUGUUCUUCCUUGGGGUUUCGCUGCGACGUUGACUGCCAGGUGACUGCUUGGGGGGAGUGGAGUAGCUGUACAGCCACCUGUGGGGGCGGCCAGCAGCAGCGGCAGCGGUCGGUGGUAAGGCAGCCGGCGAACGGAGGCCGCGAGUGUCCUGUUCUUACUGAGACCCAAGUGUGCGGUUCAUACCCAUGUCCAAGAGACUGCGAGAUGUCUCCUUGGAGCGAGUGGUCUGCAUGCUCCGCCCCAUGUGGGGAGGGACAGAUGCAUCGAUCGCGGCGUAUUACUUCAGCUGCCUCUGUAGACCCCCCAGGCCUUGCAUGCGGCCCCACUCGUGAGGAGGCCUCCUGCUUCUCCCCUGCAGGCCCCUGUCCCUCAGACUGCGAGCUGGGGGAGUGGAGUGAAUGGAGUGAUUGCUCUGCUCUCUGUGGAGGCGGCACGCGUCAGAGGUUCCGCAGUGUGGCGGCGUUUGAGAUAGGGGGGGGCCGGCCUUGUACAGGCAACAAGGAAGAUGCAGAGGCCUGCAAUCUGCAGCCCUGUGCGCCCUCUUGCCCUGUGAGUGACUGGAGUGAAUGGACAGAGUGUUCGUCUAGUUGUAUGCCUGCGGACGGCACUGAGACGACACGCCGCCGCUACAGAGAGGUCUUAAAAGAACCCCCAGCGCAUGCAAAACAUAUAUGCCCCCCUGUAGAAGAAGUUCAAAAAGGUUGUAAUGCAGAUAUACCGUGCCCUAUAGACUGUGCAUACACCCCGUGGACCAGCUGGGGAGAGUGUGAGGGGGAAUGCGACGUGGGUCAGCAGCGGAGAAGCCGCCGCAUUCUUUCCGAGGCAGACUUUGGAGGGGUCCCUUGUGCGGAGACAGAGCAAACUGCAGACUGUGCAUUGGAGACAGUUUGUAUAAGAGACUGUGUCUUAAGCAACUGGUCAGAAUGGGGGCCCUGCAGUGCUACAUGCGGGGGCGGCUACAAACAGAGACACAGAGAGGUGUUGGAGGCUCCAGUGAACGGAGGAGACCCGUGCGGCUCUCUUGAGGAGUUUGAACCUUGUGCAGAAAUUAGUUGUUUCGGUUCCGACUGUAAGGUAUCAGAAUGGAGCGAGUGGGGUGCAUGCAGCAAAGAGUGCGGUGGAGGUGUGCAUACACGCGAGCGGCAGGUGCUGCUGCCUCGCACUGGGAACGGGAUCGACUGUCCCGAGCUGCAGCAGCGCCGGGGCUGCGGCCUCCACCGCUGUCCAGGGGUCCCUUGUGAAGACAGUCCAGAUGUACCUCUGUUGACUGGGGUAGAGUGCAAAGUGCUGCUGGCAAUGGGGUGUCACCGCAGACUGCAAGAGCUAGCGGAGGAGAACAAUCAACCCUUCCCUGAGGACCUUCCCCCGGAAGUACGUGUCAGUGAUGCAUGCCCUAAGACAUGUGGGGUAUGCGCAGAGUGCGCCCCAGGCUGUCAAUUAAGAGACUUAGGAAACAGACACUGCGAUGAACCCUGCAACAACGAGGCUUGUCAAAUGGAUUUAGGCGACUGCGGAGGAGACUGCGCUAUAGGACGGUUGCCACCGGGGCUGAGACUGGAGCCUGCAACUUCUAUGAUGACGGAGGGACAGACUCUGAUAGCGAGUUGCGCAGACCCCGAUAUGCGGCUGUCUCCUUUCUCCUCUAUGAGGCAGCUAGCCAUCACUUGCGUGGGCAAAGGCGAAUUCGCCCUCGAACCUCCGGAUCUUGCUCUAAACAAAGACGAAGAAGAAGGCCUCUUGCUGCCCUCGUGUGCUCCAGAUCCCUGUCCAUUCAUCUCUGUCAGUGGAUUCACUGGGGAAGCCACUCCAUUCAACGGCAUCUUCUUAAGAGGAGACCCCCAUGGCAGUAUGCCCCGCUUCUUACAAGACACACUAAGCCCCCCUGCUCACUUUCUAUGGGCGCAGGAAACAUCCCCCCCAAAUGGAAGCAAACAAAGCAAACGAAUCAUCUGGCGUAUCACCCAGGCAGACCCCAACACUGCAGCACAAAACUCGGGACUCACUGCAGCAGCAACGGGGGGAGAUUGCGUUGCGGAGACAGCUGGAGGAGAUGCAGCUGUAGGGUGCACAGACAGCUGGGAAGUGGGUGUUGCAGGGAGCGACAGCAGCAGCAAACCCCAACGCGCCACCUUCAAAUGCAUUGAUGAGGAGACGCGUGCAAAGCUAGAAGCGCAGCAGCUAGAACCAGAGGAGUCAGAAGAGGAGCGAACAGUGCCGCAGGGGCCCCCAGUGACGGUUGUUGCUGGAGUAGAGAUGGUCUGUGAGGACCAGCAAGAAGUGCAAGAGAAGUCGGGCAAAUCUUGUGAGGCUCUUAAGAAGAUGCUCAAGUGCGACUUCUUGUUAGCAGAUGCAGGAGUGGAUCUCCCCUCCUUUCUGCCCCCAGACGCAACGCUUGCUCUCGCCUGCCCCCAGACCUGCGGUCUUUGCAAGCAAUGUGCCAGGGGCUGUCCCUUGUGGUUCCUAGGAAACAGACAUUGCGACCAGGCCUGCAACGUCCCGGCAUGUCAGUUCGAUAAGGGAGACUGCGGCAACACGCGCCCGGUUGCUGCAGCACAGCAGCAAGACGCCGAGGCAACAGACGAAGAAGACGAAGAGGAAUUCGUUCCUUUAGGCCCCGACGAACCCCACAAGCAGCAGCAGCAGCAGCAGGAAGAUGAGGAAGAAGACGAAGACGAUCCCGCGACAGCCUGCGAAGACGAUCCCCAAGUCAAGGCUAUGGGAUUUACAUGCAAAGUCCUCUACGCUGUCGCUGAAGGGACCCCUGAGGGCUGCAACAGUCGCCUGCAGGAUCUGCGCCCAGACGAGGCCCUGCCCCCUGGAGUACCGCCCAUCACAAGGGUUAAGGACGCCUGUCCCAAGACGUGCAGAGCUUGCAACGACCCUGACAGACUGCGGCGCCCUGGAUCGCGAGCAGCAGAUUCAGAUUCUUGCCAAGACGAUCCUUUAGUGACGGAGAUGGGCUACAGCUGCAAGCUGCUGCUGGCUGUAGCUGAAGAGGAAGGAGAAGGAUGCGAGGCCCGGCUUAUAGACCUCAAGCCCGAUCAAACGCUGCCACCCGGCAUCCCCCAUCAAACGAGGGUUAAGGAUGCCUGUCCUAAGACGUGCAACGCAUGCGAUGAUCCUACGAGGCUGCAGCGGCCUUCAAACCCUCCUGGGGCUGCAUGUACGGACUUUGAGUUUGUGGGGGAGGCGGGUUCUUCAUGCAAGUUACUGUUGACCCUUGCUCAGUCCCAGGGCCUUGGGGGGUGCUCAGCACCCCUUUCGGCCUUGUUAGAAGAGAAGCAUUGGCCUCAAGGAACCCCAUCUGACAUUACACUCGGCGACGCCUGUCCACACACUUGCGACUACUGCGACGAGUCCGUUCUGGUGCGUAUGCGCCCGCCGGUUGACGAGGAGCCGAGCUGUCUCGGGGGCUGCUGCGACAACAAAAUGGUGGAGCAAGAGACAGGCUACACAUGCCGGCAGAUUAAGGACUUUUUGAACGGCGACUGCUCCGUCGAAUUGGUGUCUCUCUCCAGCACGCCGCUGCCCCCUGAAGUACCCAAAGGGGCAACGUUGCGAGACGCCUGCCCGUACACUUGCGGCGCUUGUCCUGCUCAGCAGUGCGUAGACAAUCCAAUGGUUCAGCAAAUGGGGUACUCCUGCGACAUGCUGAUUGCUGCAGCAGAGGGAAGAGGAGGCUGUGAGGCCCUUUUGUCUUCACUCAGCGGCGAACCGUUACCUGCCGGAGUUCCUCCCACCACCCGAGUCCGCGAUGCAUGUCUCAAGUCCUGCAAUGCUUGUCCUCCUCUCUUUUCUAGCGGUGGAGGGCCGGAAACAGCAACUGCAGCAGGCGGUGCAGCGGCAGCACCAGACUGCUUCGACGACGGCCGUCUCCCUCAGCUGGGGUAUUCUUGCGCAAUGCUUCUUGACUUUGCAAGUAAGGGUUGUGAAACAACUCUGGGGGAGCUGCUGCCCCAGUCCCUCUCUCUACCCCGCCACCUGCACCGCCACGAUAUGAUCAAGGACUUCUGCCCCAAGACGUGCGGGCUCUGCGGAAGCUCUCUUGGGGGUGGAGGGGCCGUAGACGCAGCUGGACGGCGCCGGGGCUGCCGCAACAACCCCAUGGUGGAGAGAGCUGGCCUCAGCUGCGCCCUUCUCGUGAAGGCGUCCCCUCUUGGAUGCAAUGCCAAGCUGGCUGACCUCAGCGACGACCCUCUACCUCCAGGGGUCCCUCCGAGCGCCACCGUGCGCGACGCGUGCAUGCUUGACUGCGGGGGCUGCAUAGAUGUCCCAACGUGCUUUGACGGUUUUCAGAAUGGAGACGAGGAAGGCAUUGACUGCGGAGGCCGUUGCAGGCCUUGCGCUCCCUGUGACCCGUCUCCCCUCAAGGCCCUUGGGGAAGGCGUCAUUCAGGAGGGGAGGGGCACAGCCCAUGGAGCCACGCGCAGACUUUCGUGUAAGGCCGAGUUUGUGCGUGUAGCUGGUAGAAACGGAGAAGAGGACCUGCAGUAUGGAGCUGUACCGGCUCUUUUUGCUGCUCUCUCCUCGGCCCUGCGGGUGCAGCCGCCAGAUGAGUUGCGGUUGCUGGCGGUUGGGCUCGACCGGAGGAACGACAGCAUGAGAGCCUCUGGGGUUUGUGAGGACGACCCUCGUGUUGUAGAAAUGGGGUAUAGCUGCACUAUGAUGGAGGCCUUCUGCGAUUCCAAGCUUCAUGACCUGGCAGCUGCUCAAAAGAAACAGCUGCCCGACUGGCUGCCGAAGGAAGCGAAGGUCAAAGACGCAUGCAGAAAAACUUGCGGCGCUUGUGAUAACCGCCGGCGACUACAGGCUGUCUCGGGGUCUCCUUUGUCCUCCUUACCUUUGUUGAUUGACGCUGGCGUCCUGUGGACUCGGACGGCUGUGCCCUUUUCGAGUUUGCUUACAGAUGACCUCCCGGAGAGGUUCCUGUCUGCCUUGAAACAACAGUUCAUACAGAGGGGAGUGACACUGAUAGAUCCCGCGGACAAGUCCCUUGUUUCAGCCGCCAUGGCCCUAACUUCACGCCCCUUCGCAUUCGCCAUAGAAGGCACCGAACAACGACGGCUACCCAUAGCCCACUGGGAAGGUGGCUUUGGCUCCUACUCGCCAGCAUCUCAUUCUAAAGCUGUCUUCGCAGCUGCUGGGCUGCCUAUACCGUCUUCUCAGGCUGUUGAUCUGCCGCACAUCCUCGAAAAAGACGGAAGGAGGCCGGGGCCUCCUUCCUAUGCUUCAGUAGACUAUUCAUUUGGAGAAGCAGCCCCCGUGAAUCUGCCACUUCCACCUGGGGUAAACGCCUUACGCGGAGCCUGCUUUGACCCCCUGAGCUACCGAUCCGACACCAACAGUUGCUGCAGCCUCCAAGAAGAACUCCAGGUCUUUGUUGAUGGACCUUGUGGAGCGUUGCUGUACGGCCGCCGGCUGACACAGGAGACAGUUGCGGCCUUCUGUGAGAAGCCCGUGGAGGGUCGGUACUGCUGGGCGUCUUUCGUCGCUCGUGUAGAUGCUCACAAACAGCGGAACGGGGCAGCCUGCAGUCUCGUUCAGGCUGUAGAAGCCGUGUUGGAGGCAUGGUGCUACAAGGACCCCACAAACAACCCCUCUAGGUACUGCUUUGCGCAAGUGGAAGAGGCACUGGAAGCUGCUGACCUUCGGUCCUUGGGUUCAAAGACGUCAAGUCAGCUAGAUGAAAUCUGCGGGGAAAAGAGUUGUUUCAGGAGCAAUCUGAGGUACCUUGACAACAUGACAUUGCUCCAAACAUCGUGGCAGCUAAUUCACGCACCGACAGAUGAAGGGAGGCAAGGGGACCUGUCUUCAUCCCUGCCCGAAAUAUCUAAUGCUUUUGAUAGAGUAACUGAAGCAUCUGAAACUCGGCGGCUUGAAGGAGGAUGGGCUAAGAAGGCUGCCACCUCUAGUCAAGGAUUCUAUCAGCACAGUCGCCGAGCUAUGGACGCCCGCGAGAGAGCGCAGCAUCACAUGCAGGCGGCUGUCUCGGCGGCAGCUGUCUUCAGUGGAUUGCAAGAGCAAACUGAGAUGAGCAUCAGAACGCCCCUUGAGAGAAGCCCACGCAAUGAUGGGACAGCCCCCAGAAGGCGCCUAGGCACAUUGUCCCGAUUUCAGGGCCCCCUGACGGAAACUCUAGAGGAAGGGCUUAACCUCGUGUGCACGAAGGUUGAGAACGACUACUGCCAGCAGACGCUCGUCCUUCUCGCCCAAGAAAGCCCAAUAAGAACCCCGUCUCUUCUUUUGGAACCAUGCGCUAGCCGCUGUUUCGUGCCGCUAACGGGGGCCGUUGGGGCGAUAGUGGAGGCGUACGGCGAGAGGUAUCGAGACCCUUGGCACUCCUUACUCGGCUCCGUGAUGAGGGCCUAUGGACGGUUCUACUGCGUUACGAACGAAAGGGGGGACUUCUGCGGGAGGCACUUCUUUGACAGAUACAGAGCAGCAAACCCGCACAAGGUGGCUGCGCAGGGACUGGAGCUGCCACUCCCAGACUGUCAGUGUCCUCACUCCUUCCUUCAAUGCUUUAAGCAAUACGAGACCGCUAGGGGAGUCGGCGGGAGCGGAUGCUGCCUGGGGAUGGGCCUCGACAUUUUAGGGGCCGUAGCAGCGGCUGAGGCAGCGCACCCACUUGGCGAAGUCCCUUGGAAAGUCCGGAGGACGGUGGCCUUCGCAGAGCAAAUAUGCGGGGCUGCUGCGGACAGAACCUGCAGUCUUGGUGAGCCGAGGCCGCUUCUGCAUGUGGAGCUGCGCGUCGUUGGGCUCAACUCCCAGGUCACACUCACAGACGCAGGGAAGGUUGACGAAAUCUUCAGGGCACUCGGCACAGCCCUCACAAGGAAGGUGGGGCUGGUAGAAAGGGAUAUUGCGCGGCAUUUUGCUAGGGCAGACCCACAAGGCUUCACUUUGGAGUUCAUACUCGACGCUGGGAGGGAUCACGCCGCCAGAGUUGCUCAGCUUCUACGGCAGCCAAGUUUGAUAAAGGACGUGGAGGCAACGGCGCUUCGACAGCUCGGCCGUGUAUCUCUCGCAGCCUACCUGGAUCUGAAAAAUGGACUACUAGGAGUAGAAUUCGUCCCGGACUCAUUGGUAGAGGAGCAAAUGACUUCGCCCGCUGCUGGGCUCGGCCCCUUGCCUCCGAAGAGGGGUGACGAAGGGCUUCACGAGUUGCCCUUACAGCUUCCCCCUGAACCAUGUACUGAGGCGUCAUUCGCAUCACUGAGCCCGCGAUAUGUUGCCCUAGAGAUACCACACCUGUCAGACAAGGGCGACCCAGAAGCGGUGGCCGUUGCAUGUGGUCUGGGCUACUUGCCAACACGAGGCCACGGGGAGGAUUCGGAUCGCGCCAUCUGCGACAAUGGAAAGUGGAUCCUUCAGGACGGCCUCGACUGCCGCCGCACCUGCACGGAUCCACCUGACGCUUCGCUGUAUCCAAAAGGAGCGUACACGGUCUCUAAGCCAGAGUGGAGACUGCACGGGCGAUCGGCGCCGCGCUCGUUGCAGGCUGCACCAGAUCGCAGCGUCCCCUCGGUGAAUUCCGGAGAGGCAGCAGUCAGCAAUGAAACGCAUGGUGCCGCCCAUGGCGCUGCCCUGUAUGUGCGAUGCGCAGACGGGUUUGCGGCUGGAAGGGGUCAAGAAGGCUCGUGGCUGACGUGCAUUGACGGUGAAUGGAAACUGCAGAGGCCAACAUUUAGCUGCCAUCGGCUCUGCCCCGAAUUCGAGCAACUAGGAAGUGCCUACGUAGUUACGGGAGAGGGCCAACACCAGGGAGACGAGCGCGAAGUGUCAUGCACCCGAGGCUACUACCCGCAGAGGCGUGUGCAUCGCCUUGUUUGCUCUGACGGCAGCUGGCCGGCCCUUCCAUUCAGCUGCUCUCGAGCAAUGACUCCUGACCUCCGGGAAGGGGUCGGCGGGUUUCAGAAAAUCCUGCAGCAAAUGUUUAGUCGCGAAGGUAUUCUCGGCUUUAUCGCGUUUUCUAUCCUCAUCCUCGCCGCCACUCUCAUUGUAAUCCUUUGUUGGCUUUUCUGCUGCCGCGGCCGAGCGCACCGCCGGCAGCGGGAGAGGGCAGAGGCGUUGCAGGCGCUUAAGCUGGCAGGCGUGCCCAUGAGCGAGUUGGCGGCCGUUGCAAGGGCCAGAUUGUGCAUGCCUACAGGAUCCUCCUGCGCCUCCUUUGUAGAUGAAAGCAACUUCAGUUCGUCCAUUCGUUCUAAUAAAAAACGUGGGAGUCGAAAAACCAGCAGAAGUGACUGCAGUGCAACCAACUGUCAAGAAAUGGUUGACCUCAGCCGCCGCAUACCUGCCCGGCCCCCAGGGGAUGCUGUCGUACCACCCCCAAGUGAGGCGGCGCCGACAGGACGCAGCAGCCAGCGAGACCCAGAUGAAUCGACCCCUGUCCCCGACUGGCUUACUGAGGAGCGCGUCCUGCCUGCACAAGCUGUCCGAAGGGCCACGGAUCCUAGGUGCUAUUCGGCUGCCCCGGCCACCUUGAGCAGCCUCAGCAGCACUCGUGAUUCGUCCAUCCCCCGCAGUAACCCAUGCAACAAUGGAGCAGCCGAUAACUGCCAUCAAGCGGUCCCUUUGCAGGGAAUGGCGCAUGAGGCCUCUUCAGAAACCACUGACGCAGAGAUCGAGCUGAUGCAUAGUCGGGAGGAAGAAGCCGCAAUCGCAUCACUGCAAGAAGCGGCUGCGGUAGAAGAACCCCAGCAGAAUGGUGUGACUCCCACGUAG
Messenger RNA from Eimeria acervulina, 11391 nucleotides. Its product is annotated as thrombospondin type 1 domain-containing protein, putative. The coding region runs from base 1 to 11391 and encodes 3796 amino acids. NCBI's taxonomy places the organism in Eukaryota, Apicomplexa, Conoidasida, Eucoccidiorida, Eimeriidae. The transcript has 18 exons. The record is from RefSeq and is a predicted model, not a curated record.